Molecule: messenger RNA, 3309 nt
Organism: Talaromyces atroroseus
Lineage: Eukaryota; Fungi; Ascomycota; Eurotiomycetes; Eurotiales; Trichocomaceae
Exons: 1
Coding region: 1-3309 (1102 amino acids)
Cellular component (GO): nucleus
Molecular function (GO): ATP-dependent chromatin remodeler activity; chromatin binding; ATP binding
Source: RefSeq, a predicted model, not a curated record
AUGGAAGAGUCUGUCCCAGAUACCCCCAGCCUCCGCAGGAAUGUCGACGACGACGAGGACGACGCAGCAGAAACUGUCGCCACUGUCCUCAUUGCGCCCAAGACCCAGCAGCAAACGCCUCUCUCACAGCGCUUCACCCAGCCAACUCAGAUUAUCGAACGCACUCCUAACGAGCCCAAUUCCGUUGUUCAAGUUGCUGCGUCUUCACCACCAAUAUCUUCUUCUCCUUCCAGACCUGGCAGAGGAGGCGUCUUGGCGAAUUUGAUGGCCCCGAGUGGCACGCAGUAUCGCCCUCCGACAAAUUCUCUUCCGCAGAAACGCGCACAGGUUUUGAGUGACGACGAAGGCCCCAACUACGCCGGCGGUUCUUCUGACGACGACGAGUUGACCCUGGUGAAUAUCAAGCCUCGAUUGCUGACGAAAUCAUCCAAGAGCCCGGAAAAGAUAAUGGAGUCGCCAGUUUCCAACAAGGAGGGCUCUGGCCAUAAUAAGACAUUUAAGGACUUUGCAGCGGGUUUUGCAUAUCAGCCUGGCAAUAAUAAGAGGCUAAUCGACCAUGUGGACUUAACGGAUGAUCGCAAUUCGUCUAAAAAAUUAAAGCAAACAACGGUAUCGCGCGCCAUGCCCGUCGAUUACGGUGAUGAUAUCAAAGCGAUAGAGGACAUUGAGGACUAUCGUCCAAGAACUUUCGUUACACGACUGUUAGCUAUUUUUCCUUCGCUCUCGAUUUAUGAAGGCUUGAAGGCCUAUUCAGAAUUUUCAGGGAAUUUUGACCGCGCUGCUGAGAAACUCGCCAGGCAGAGAGAUCCCAGCCAUAUGCCGUCAUCACCAGACGAACUAACUACAUAUCCCACCAAGCCAGCGAAUACAGCUAAGCAGAAUAUCAAGUCCAAACAGAAGAUUGCGCAGAGAUACACGGCCAAUGUCCAGAGGAAGGAGGUUGUGGUUAUUGACGAUGAGGAAGCCAAGCCCGCCAAAGGCAGGCGCUUGAUACGCGGGCCUCGUCCUGGCGCUACUUCUUCAGAGGCCUCGCCGGCCCCUCUAGUCGCUACGUCUAAACCGAAAGGUCGACUCAUACGGGGGAAAAAUAUGAAAAGAGAUGUUUCACCCGAAGAGGAAAGCAUGGCUUCUGCCGAAUCUGGGUCCGAUGAGGAUGCUAGUUCCGAUGAAGAUAAUAGUGGUAUUGAAACAAAGGUGCUCGACUUCAUAAAUACAUGCACUGCACCAGCUCUUGCAGAUCUGGCUACGACACCUGAGUCUAUUGCAGCGACAAUUCUUGCUCAACGACCUUUCCGCUCUCUCAACGCGGUGCGAUCUGUAACGGCCAGCGAGAAUAUCGAAAACCAAGCGACUACCCAAAAGAAAUCCAGAAAACCCAAGAAGCCUAUUGGCGACAAGGUUGUCGACAAGGCGAUUGAAAUGAUGAAGGGCUACGAGGCCUGCGAUGCGCUAGUUGCCCAUUGUGAAAGUCUUGGGAAGCCCUUGGCGGCUGAAAUGAAGCAAUGGGGCAUUGAUAUGUUUGGAAAUAAAGAAAGCGGUGAACUAGAUCUCGUCUCGUUGGAUCACGAUUCAGGAAUCGGCACCCCGACGACCGAUGACGGCGAUGAUGUUGUGGCUCAUGGUGGACGAAAAUCGCGUUUCGUUUCUCAGCCAUCGAUCAUCUCGAAUGAGUGGACGUUGAAGAACUAUCAGAUUGUGGGCAUCAAUUGGUUAUCACUGCUAUUCCACAAGAAACUGAGCUGUAUUCUUGCCGACGACAUGGGUUUGGGAAAAACAUUCCAAGUCAUUGCAUUCCUUGCGCAUUUGUAUGAACAAGGAAUCACUGGUCCUCACCUUGUCGUUGUGCCCUCAUCCACACUAGAGAAUUGGCUCCGCGAAUUCAACAAGUUCUGCCCUACCCUCAAUGUUAUGCCUUAUUAUGCCAAACAACAAGAGCGAGCUGAGAUUCGAGCUGCGAUUGACGAUGAUAGGGAAAACGUGAAUGUCGUGAUCACAACUUAUACAGUUGCAAAGGCUAAAGAAGACUCGCGAUUUUUAAGGAAUGUUGGGUUCUCCGUCUGCGUAUUCGAUGAAGGACAUGUGCUCAAGAAUAGCGAAUCCAAAAUUUACGAUCAACUAGUCAGGAUUCCUGCGGAUUUCCGGUUACUGCUUACCGGAACGCCACUGCAGAACAACCUACAGGAGCUGGUUUCGUUGCUUGGGUUUAUGUUGCCGGAUAUUUUCAGCAAGCACAAAGAGGACUUGCAAACGAUAUUUGCGAACAAGGCCAAAGCUACGGAUGUUUCAGAGCACGCUACACUACUAUCCGCUCAACGUAUUGCGCGUGCUAGGUCUAUGAUCGCGCCCUUUGUGCUUCGGAGGAAAAAGCAUCAGGUUAUCGACUUGCCUCCCAAGAUUUCUCAAGUUGAGUACUGCGAACUCAACGAAACUCAGCGGAAGAUCUACGAGCAGGAGAAAGAGGAGGUUCGCAAGAUGAUUGCUGAUCGUGCUGCGGGCACAAAGACGGGGAACAAGUCAGCGCAUAUUCUAAUGAAACUGCGUUUCUCAGCGAUUCACCCCCUGUUGAAACGCAGGCUCUAUGACGAGAAAGUCCUUAGCAAGAUGGCCAAGGCGUGCUUAAAGGAGGAGAUGUGGUCGCAGUCAGAUCCCGAUAUCAUCUUUGAAGAAUUGCUUGCAUACAAUGAUUUCGAGUGUCAUUCCAUGUGCGUGAAGCAUCCAAAGUCUCUCGGAUCGUUCGCUCUGAAGAAUCAGGAAUGGAUGAACUCCGGGAAGAUCGAUAAGCUUUGCGAAUUACUCAAACGAUUCAAAGAAAAUGGCGACCGGACCUUGAUAUUUUCACAGUUCACCCUCGUCAUGGAUAUAUUGGAGUAUGUCCUCGAAACACUCAACAUGGGCUUCUUCCGCCUUGAUGGCCGCACUAGCGUUGAAGACCGCCAGUCGAUUCUCGAUGCAUUCUACGAGCAGACGGAGAUCCCAGUCUUCAUGCUGUCCACAAAAGCUGGAGGUGCAGGCAUCAAUCUUGCGUGCGCUAACAAGGUCAUUAUUUUCGACUCCAGCUUCAAUCCGCAGGAGGACGUGCAGGCGGAGAACCGUGCGCAUCGCGUUGGGCAAACCAAGGAAGUGGAGGUGAUCCGACUUGUGACUAAGGGCACCAUUGAGGAACAGAUCUACGCCCUGGGACAGACGAAGCUAGCUCUCGAUCAGCGAGUUGUCGGUGACGAUGCCGCGGAGUCGAAGCGCAGCGAAGAGGUCGGCAUGAAGGUCGUCGAGGAGAUGAUCACGGCUGACCUGAAGGGCGAUACCAAGUAA